Messenger RNA from Physeter macrocephalus (sperm whale), 1126 nucleotides. RefSeq names its product 1-acyl-sn-glycerol-3-phosphate acyltransferase delta. NCBI's taxonomy places the organism in Eukaryota, Metazoa, Chordata, Mammalia, Artiodactyla, Physeteridae. Gene Ontology annotation, cellular component: mitochondrial outer membrane; endomembrane system. Gene Ontology annotation, molecular function: 1-acylglycerol-3-phosphate O-acyltransferase activity. The transcript has 5 exons. The record is from RefSeq and is a predicted model, not a curated record. Bases 4 to 744 code for a protein of 246 amino acids.
GUGAUGCUGCUGGAAUGGUGGUCGGGGACGGAGUGCGUCAUCCACACGGACCCCCGGGCCUACCCCAAGUACGGGAAGGAAAACGCCAUCGUUGUUCUGAACCACAAGUUUGAGAUCGACUUUCUCUGCGGUUGGAGCCUGGCCGAGCGCUUCGGGGUCUUAGGGGGCUCCAAGGUCCUGGCCAAGAAGGAGCUGGCCUACGUCCCCAUAAUCGGCUGGAUGUGGUACUUCACGGAGAUGGUCUUCUGCACGCGCAGGUGGGAGCAGGACCGCAAGACCGUCUCUGAGAGCCUGCUGCACCUGCGGGACUACCCCGAGAAGUACUUCUUCCUGAUUCACUGCGAGGGCACGCGGUUCACGGAGAAGAAGCACCAGAUAAGCAUGCAGGUGGCCCAGGCCAAGGGGCUGCCCAGCCUCAAGCACCACCUGCUGCCUCGCACCAAGGGCUUCGCCAUCACCGUGAGGAGUUUGAGAAAUGUAGUUUCAGCUGUAUAUGACUGUACACUCAAUUUCAGAAAUAAUGAAAAUCCAACACUGCUGGGAGUCCUAAAUGGAAAGAAAUAUCACGCAGAUUUAUACGUUAGGCGGAUCCCUUUAGGAGAAGUCCCAGAAGAUGAGGACAGGUGCGCGGCCUGGCUGCACAAGCUCUACCAGGAGAAGGUCGGUGCGACGGGGUGGGCUCUGCACCAUCUAAGGGUCCUUUUCACGCGGCAGCUGUGGUGCUUUGGGACCUCCGGGAGUUGAUGGUGGCGCGUGAGCCUCUCCCACCGGGCGAGACCUCACGCCCUGGAUGUUAAUGACCCCAGAGCUGACGCUCUACUUGGCGACAGGGAAAAAAAAGUCGCAAAAUGUUUUUAAAGGGGCCUUCACAGAAAGAAUGGAAGACCAUUUCAUGGGUGUAGUGGACAAAAGAGGAAGUUACGGCCCCAAGAGCCCUUUGUCCAUUUUCCCGCCGCGGGUCUGAAGGCAGAAUAUUCUUGGGGGGUGUGGCUCUCUUUGGCAAUGAUGGCUCUGGGUCCACAGUGUGGUUGCCUGUCUGGUCUCUAAAGCAUCACCAGCGUGAGCAGGACGAAGGCCCACAAGGGUCCACCUGGGCCGCGUCUGACUCCUUCAGGAAUCCGAAUUA